UCCUAAACUAAGUAAAGGCUGACAAGUAUGCUCCUUCCUCUCCAGAGAUACAAGAGAGAAGAGAAGAGUGACUUUUAUGGGCAUAAAUAGUCCACCAUGUUUAACCAUGAUGAUCACUUAUAGUCUAUACCGUAGCAUACCCACUUGCACUCGCAGCUAGCAGCUAGCAGCACCGCUCAAUUCGUACAGUUCUCUCAACUAGUAUAAAUAAGAGAGGAGGAUGACAAGCCCCAACUGGAUUUGAUUUCUAUCCUUAAUUCCCUGUUAGUCUUUUCUAGUUUAUGGCAAUUGCAGCAACCAUGAGCCACAACGAUGAAAACAACAACAGCAACGACAACACCAACAACAAAGAUGAUGAUGAUGAUCAUGAGCAUGACAUGGUUAUGCCUGGCUUUCGUUUCCGUCCUACCGAAGAAGAACUCAUUGAGUUCUACCUUCGCCGUAAGGUUGAGGGCAAACAUUUCAAUGUCGAGCUCAUUACUUUCUUGGAUCUUUAUAGCUAUGACCCUUGGGAACUUCCUGCUUUGGCUGCAAUUGGAGAGAAAGAAUGGUUCUUCUAUGUCCCUAGAGACAGGAAAUAUCGAAACGGGGAUCGUCCCAAUCGUGUGACCACUUCAGGCUACUGGAAGGCAACAGGAGCUGACCGGAUGAUCCGAGCUGAGAAUUCAAGAUCAAUUGGUUUAAAGAAAACCCUAGUUUUCUACUCCGGGAAAGCUCCUAAGGGUAUCCGAACUAGUUGGAUCAUGAAUGAAUAUCGGUUGCCACAGCAUGAAACUGAGCGAUACCAAAAGGCUGAGAUAUCACUUUGUUGCGUCUACAAGAGAGCUGGGAUAGAAGAUCACCCAUCUCUCCCUCGUUCGAUUCCAUCACGGGCAUCCUCAUCGAGGGGGACUCAAUCUGACAAGAAACACCAGAGUCAUGUUACGGUGAAAGGAUUUCAACCUUUCUUGGGACAAUCAUCACAGCAAAUUGAAAUGGAGAAGAUGAGUGAAACAGAUGCAAGCGGUAGCUCAGAUGUCACAACAGCUCUUGGACUCUCCCAGCAUAACAUCAAUGCAUACCAUCCAAUUAGUACCUCAAUUGAACUGCCGGCUUCAGUAGAAGAAGGAAUGUUUCUAAACCAGACCAAGCAAGCUGCCAGCAGCUUUUUAGUCCCCAACUGCCCUAACCUCUUCACUGUCACAUCUUCAGUGUCGUCGAAUCCAGUCUAUGAUGAUCUUCAUAGACUAAUUAACUACCAACAAGCUGACAUUGGUCAGCAGCAGCAGCAGCAAUUUUAUCUUCUUCAACAACACCAACCCUCACCGCUCUCUAGUAUGGCACCACAAUCGCAGUCACUGCCUUUCAACAUGCUACCAAACUUGCUACCAACCACCUUUCCAGACAGGAUAUGGGAUUGGAAUCAAAUGCCAGAAUCAAACAGAGACUACAAUAAUCCAUUUAAGUAACUAAUGGACUGCACAUAUAUAGGUAGGUUAUACUUGAUGUUGUUCGUAAUAUAUCCACAUAUAAUCUACUCCUAAUGCCAUUAGUUUGCUAUUAUGACUUAUACAAAUUAAUGUAUAUUAGGGUUUGAUUACUAGUCUACGUAAUUUCCAUUCCUUGUAAUGAAUAUUGUUUAGCCUACAAAUUAAGUUUGUGUCUAGAGAUUAAUAUUUUGGCGGCUUUCAAA
This is a messenger RNA of Populus trichocarpa (black cottonwood), 1672 nucleotides long. RefSeq names its product NAC domain-containing protein 35. Lineage: Eukaryota; Viridiplantae; Streptophyta; Magnoliopsida; Malpighiales; Salicaceae. The coding region runs from base 282 to 1448 and encodes 388 amino acids. Gene Ontology annotation, biological process: regulation of DNA-templated transcription. The record is from RefSeq and is a predicted model, not a curated record. The transcript is spliced from 3 exons. Gene Ontology annotation, molecular function: DNA binding.